UUCCUCUCAGUAGUAGCGGCGGCGGCGGCGGCCCCGCACGGAGAGGGACUAGACCGGGCGGAAGAAGUCGAUCCCAAGGCAGUUCCGGUUCCGGUGUCAGCUCGAGGCGCCACCGCCGCUGCAGCUGCCGGAUCCGAGAUGCCUAAAGGAGGUAGGAAGGGAGGCCACAAAGGCCGGGUGAGGCAGUACACAAGCCCCGAGGAGAUCGAUGCUCAGCUGCAGGCCGAGAAGCAGAAGGCCAACGAAGAAGAUGAACAAGAAGAAGGUGGAGAUGGGGCUUCAGGUGACCCCAAAAAGGAGAAGAAGUCUCUAGAUUCAGAUGAGAGUGAUGAUGAAGAUGAAGACUACCAGCAAAAGCGGAAAGGGGUAGAAGGGCUCAUUGACAUUGAGAACCCCAACCGGGUGGCACAGACAACCAAGAAGGUCACACAACUGGAUCUGGAUGGGCCAAAGGAACUCUCAAGGAGAGAACGAGAAGAAAUAGAGAAACAGAAAGCAAAAGAGCGCUACAUGAAAAUGCAUUUGGCUGGGAAGACAGAGCAGGCCAAGGCUGAUCUUGCCCGGCUGGCAAUCAUCCGGAAACAGCGGGAGGAGGCAGCAAGAAAGAAAGAAGAAGAGAGGAAAGCAAAAGAUGACGCAACUUUGUCAGGAAAACGAUUGCAGUCGCUCUCCCUGAAUAAGUAAGCUGGCCUGUGGGAGGAGAUGCUGGGGAACUGAACCGUGCCGCCAGGACCUCUGCCGUGUCUCACCCACCCUGUGCCCUGGCGCCGCUGCAGCAGCCCCUUAUGGCCGGGAGCCCCUAUUGCCUGGGGCCUCCUCUUCAUCUUGGCACAGAAAUCGUUCAGGGGAUGUGGGGGGGCUGGGGGGAGGGACAGCUGCUAUCUUUGAGACAGAAAGAUGCAGGACAGCAUUUCAUACGUAACCAUUUGAAUGUUUUUGCUGUUUUUAGAAUUUGGAACCCUGGUUGGGGUGGGGGGGAGCCUGGGAAGUGGGAGAUUCCAUUAUCCAGUAGAUUGCACGUUAGUGGGGAGCCAGGUAGUGUGAGCAGGCAGCUGCUGUGGGGGUGGAUGACAACCAGCCCAGAUUGUUGUCUGGGGCUCACUCAGAGAGGCCAUCCGGGAGUCUGUGCCACUAAGGGUCCAGGGUUUGUGCCUGGCCAGUUCCGUCUGAUGAGGGCUUUCCUCUCUGACCUUCUCUGCCCUUUUCCCACCCACCUGGUCAGGGCUAGUGCCCAUUUUUAACCCUACCCAUUGGUCAUUUCAAGAAACCUCUGGUUACUCUGCAUUACCCAGACAAGAUAUGCUCCUCAAAUCCAACUUGUAUAUUUGGCAGAUUAAACAACAUUAUCGUA
Molecule: messenger RNA, 1351 nt
Organism: Acomys russatus (golden spiny mouse)
Lineage: Eukaryota; Metazoa; Chordata; Mammalia; Rodentia; Muridae
Gene: Pdap1
Product: PDGFA associated protein 1
Exons: 6
Coding region: 139-684 (181 amino acids)
Cellular component (GO): cytosol
Molecular function (GO): RNA binding
Source: RefSeq, a predicted model, not a curated record